Dentiscutata heterogama is the source of this 381-nucleotide messenger RNA. The record is from the annotation of a GenBank genome assembly. NCBI's taxonomy places the organism in Eukaryota, Fungi, Glomeromycota, Glomeromycetes, Diversisporales, Gigasporaceae.
GGAAAAAAACAACUAAACGAAACUGAAACAGGUAGAGAUCAAAAUUCAGACAAAAAGCCAAGAUAUACAAAUACAUAUAGAAAAUUGAACAAGUAUAAUUGUGAAAACAAAGAGAACAAACCCAGUUCAAGUACUAGCUUUAGAUUUAUAGUACAACCACAAAAAAGACUUUCUGUUAUGAAUAUGAAUAAGAAAGCAGAAAGUAGCAAUACUUAUAAUACAGGCAAAGCAAAAUUAGCCAAACGCAAAAUUCCAGAAUUGCAAGAAUUUGAUACCAACACUCAUGAGGCUUUGGUGGAGAUCCUUAAAAAGCUUUCAAAAAUUGAAAAAGAUUAUGAAUCAAUUCUCUUAUCGGGGGCAUUAGCUCUUAACUGUUCCUGA